This is a messenger RNA of Geodia barretti, 507 nucleotides long. The record is from the annotation of a GenBank genome assembly. NCBI's taxonomy places the organism in Eukaryota, Metazoa, Porifera, Demospongiae, Tetractinellida, Geodiidae.
AUGACUACUCACGAGGUCGUACUCCACCCUUCCUCGGUUGUCGAGGAACUCAAGAAGAACAACAUCAGCCACGUGGUCUGGCUGCCUGACAGCGAGACCAAUUUCAUGUACCAGCUGCUCACCAACGAGCCGUCGCUGGACUUGGUCCCGGUCUGCCGGGAAGGUGAGACGAUGGCCAUUGCAGCCGGCCUGUGGGUCGGCGGCAAGCGCCCCAUCGUCCUGAUCCAGAACACCGGCAUUUUCGAGUCGGGAGACUCGAUCAGGGGACUGGGACUGGACGUGAAUCAACCGCUGGUAAUGCUGGUCGGCUACCGCGGCUGGAGCCGCCACGGCAUCACCACCGACUCGGCGGCCCGAUUCAUCGAGCACAUACUCCACGCCUGGGGCAUCAAUUACUACCUGAUUGAGACUGACGAGGAUGCCGAUCGCAUCAGCGUCGCCAUUGCGGAAGCAGAACGCACCCAGAGACCGGUGGCAGUGCUCGUGGGCACCGAAUUCGGUUCUUAG